Messenger RNA from Mesitornis unicolor (brown roatelo), 1959 nucleotides. Its product is annotated as zinc finger and BTB domain-containing protein 5. NCBI's taxonomy places the organism in Eukaryota, Metazoa, Chordata, Aves, Mesitornithiformes, Mesitornithidae. The record is from RefSeq and is a predicted model, not a curated record. The transcript is spliced from 2 exons. Bases 1 to 1959 code for a protein of 652 amino acids. Gene Ontology annotation, cellular component: nucleus. Gene Ontology annotation, biological process: regulation of transcription by RNA polymerase II. Gene Ontology annotation, molecular function: RNA polymerase II cis-regulatory region sequence-specific DNA binding; protein binding; DNA-binding transcription factor activity, RNA polymerase II-specific.
AUGGAUUUUCCAGGACACUUUGAGCAGAUCUUUCAGCAGCUCAACUACCAGAGGCUUCAUGGCCAGCUUUGUGACUGCGUCAUUGUGGUGGGAAACAGGCAUUUCAAAGCCCACCGCUCUGUCCUGGCCGCGUGUAGCACACAUUUCCGCGCGCUCUUUACGGUGGCAGAAGGAGACCAGACAAUGAAUAUGAUUCAGCUGGACAGUGAAGUGGUGACAGCAGAAGCCUUUGCUGCCCUGAUAGACAUGAUGUAUACUUCCACGCUAAUGCUGGGCGAGAGCAACGUUAUGGACGUCUUGCUGGCUGCUUCCCACUUACACCUGAACUCUGUCGUCAAGGCGUGCAAGCACUACCUUACCACCAGGACGCUGCCCAUGUCUCCACCGAGCGAUAGAGUUCAGGAGCAAAAUGCACGCAUGCAGAGGUCUUUCAUGCUCCAGCAGCUUGGGCUGAGCAUCGUGAGCUCUGCGUUAAAUUCCACUCAGAGCACAGAGGAGCAGCCAAGUACAAUGAGCUCCUCGAUGAGAAACAGCAUCGACCCGCGCUCUACUUUUCCUAUCCGGCGCCUCCACAAACGCAAGCAGUCCUCUGAAGACCGGGCCAGGCAGCGCAUCAGGCCUGCCAUGGACGAGUCUGUUUCCGAUGUGACUGCGGAGGGCGGGCAGGCGAUGGUUCAUUCGCGGGAAGAUUUCUUCUCGCCGGAUUCCUUGAAGAUCGUGGACAAUUCCAAGGCUGAUGCUGUUGCUGAUAACCAGGAGGAUAGUCGUAUCAUGUUUGAUCAGUCAUUCAGUGCUCAGGAGGAUGCUCAAAUGCCCAGCCAGUCUGACACCAGCGGAGGAAACAUUGCACAGAUGUCCAUGGCAUCCCAGGCGACGCAGGUGGAAACCGGCUUUGACUCGGAGGCUGCUGCCGACAAGAACAACUUCCCCUGUGAGAACCCAGAGGUCAGCCUGAACGAGAAAGAGCACAUGAGGGUUGUGGUGAAGUCUGAGCCCUUGAGCUCCCCCGAGCCUCAGGAUGAGGUGAGCGAUGUCACCUCCCAGGCGGAGGGCAGCGAGUCUGUGGAAGUGGAAGGAGGAGUGGUGAGCGCAGAGAAGAUAGAACUGAGUCCCGAGAGCAGCGACCGCAGCUUUUCUGACCCCCAGUCCAGUACGGACAGGGUGGGAGACAUCCAUAUUAUGGAGGUGCCAAACAACCUGGAACACAAGUCGACUUUCAGCAUCUCAAAUUUUCUGAAUAAAAGCAGAGGUGGUGGCUUCGGUGCUAGCCAGAACAACGAUGACAACAUUCCAAAUACCACCAGCGACUGCAGGAUGGACGGUGACUCCACAUACCUGCUAAGCCCAGAGUCGGGGCCUGCUGGUGGCCACUCGUCUGCCACCGUCUCUCACGUCGAGAACCCGUUCAGUGAGCCGGCAGACUCUCAUUUCGUUAGGCCGAUGCAGGAUGUAAUGAGUCUCCCCUGCGUACAGACUUCAGGGUACCGGGCAGCAGAACAGUUCGGCAUAGAUUUCCCACGGUCCGGCUUGGGCUUGCACUCCCUGUCGAGGGCAAUGAUGGGCUCAGUAAGGGGUGGAGCUAGCAACUUUCCUGGCUACCGCCGCAUAGCCCCCAAAAUGCCCGUAGUGACCUCUGUCAGGAGCUCCCAGCUGCAGGACAACUCAUCCAGUUCCCAGCUGAUCAUGAACGGGACCACAUCGUUUGAGAACGGGCACCCGUCACAGCCUGGCCCGCCACAGCUGACCAGGGCGUCUGCGGACGUCCUCUCGAAAUGCAAGAAGGCCUUAUCCGAACACAACGUCUUGGUGGUGGAAGGCGCGCGCAAGUACGCGUGCAAGAUCUGCUGCAAGACGUUCUUGACCCUGACGGACUGCAACCAGUCCAGCCACCUGUACAAGCACUCCAAGACCACCUGCCUGAGGUGGCAGAGCAGCAAUCUGCCCAGCAGUUUGCUCUAA